Molecule: messenger RNA, 2251 nt
Organism: Callithrix jacchus (white-tufted-ear marmoset)
Lineage: Eukaryota; Metazoa; Chordata; Mammalia; Primates; Cebidae
Gene: GLYCTK
Product: glycerate kinase
Biological process (GO): protein phosphorylation
Cellular component (GO): cytoplasm
Molecular function (GO): glycerate kinase activity
Source: RefSeq, a predicted model, not a curated record
ACCCUAAAUGCUCCUUUCCCAGACACCGGCUUCAGCAAGAGCUCGCACCCGCCAGCCCCACUCCACCCACCCACACUUCCGGCUUCCGCUCCGCGUACCCGCGAGUACUUCCGGCUUCCAGCGCCGGGCGCUGCGGCCCGGAGCUGUUGGGUGAUGAGACCCAAUGAGAGCAAUGGAGGUGUCCCAGCCACUCAGCAAACGUGUAGUAGAGCUGAAACCUCAAUUCCCAGCAUCCUUACCCUGCUCAAUCCUUACUUGCUGAUGAAGUCAGCUUGCAGCAUUUAUGGCAGCCAUGGGUCCCAGGCAGUGCUGAGAGCAGUGGGGCAUGGCUGCAGCCCUGCAGGUUCUGCCCCGCUUGGCCCGAGCCCCCUUACAUCCAUUCCUGUGGGGGGGCCCAGUGGCCCGGCUGGCCAGCAGCAUGGCCUUGGCAGAGCAGGCGCAGCAACUAUUUGAGAGUGCUGUGGGUGCAGUGCUGCCGGGCCCCAUGCUGCACCGGACACUGUCCUUGGACCCUGGUGGCAGACAGCUGAAGGUGCGGGACCGGAGCUUUCAGCUGAAGCAAAACCUCUACCUGGUGGGCUUUGGCAAGGCUGUGCUGGGCAUGGCAGCUGCAGCUGAGGAACUACUGGGUCAGCAUCUCGUGCAGGGCGUGAUCAGCAUUCCCAAGGGGAUCCGUGCUGCCAUGGAGCGAGCUGGCAAGCGGGAAAUGCUACUGAAGCCACAUAGCCGUGUCCAAGUAUUUGAGGGUGCAGAGGACAACCUCCCGGACCGUGAUGCGCUGAGAGCUGCGUUGGCCAUCCGGCAGCUGGCCGAGGGACUCACAGCUGAUGACCUGCUGCUCGUACUUAUCUCAGGUGGGGGGUCAGCCUUGCUGCCUGCCCCCAUCCCACCUGUCACACUGGAGGAGAAACAGACACUCACCAAACUUCUGGCGGCCCGUGGAGCCACCAUCCAGGAGUUGAACACCAUUCGGAAGACCCUGUCCCAGCUCAAGGGUGGGGGGCUGGCUCAAGCCGCCUACCCUGCCCAGGUCGUGAGCCUCAUCCUGUCCGAUGUGGUGGGGGACCCUGUGGAGGUGAUCGCCAGUGGCCCCACUGUGGCUAGUUCCCACAGUGUGCAAGAUUGCCUGCAUAUCCUCAACCGCUAUGGCCUCCGUGCAGCCCUGCCACGUUCCGUGAAGACUGUGCUGUCUCGGGCCGACUCUGACCCCCAUGGGCCACACACCUGUGGCCAUGUCCUGAAUGUGAUCAUUGGCUCUAAUGUGCUGGCACUGGCUGAGGCCCAGCAGCAGGCCGAGGCACUGGGCUACCAGGCUGUGGUGCUUAGUGCAGCCAUGCAGGGUGAUGUGAAAAGUGUGGCCCAGUUCUACGGGCUGCUGGCCCAUGUGGCUAGAACCCGCCUCACCCCAUUCAUGGCUGGGGAUUCUGUAGAGGAAGAUGCACAGCUCCAUGAGUUGGCAGCUGAGCUUCAGAUCCCAGACCUGCAGCUGGAGGAGGCUCUGGAGAGCAUGGCUCGGGGAAGGGGCCCAGUCUGCCUGCUGGCGGGUGGCGAGCCCACAGUGCAGCUACAGGGCUCAGGCAAGGGUGGCCGGAACCAGGAGCUGGCCCUGCGUGUUGGAGCGGAGUUCAGAAGGUGGCCACUGGGGCCUAUAGAUGUGCUGUUUCUGAGUGGUGGCACCGAUGGGCAGGAUGGGCCCACAGAGGCUGCUGGGGCCUGGGUCACACCUGAGCUUGCCAGCGAGGCUGCAGCUGAGGGCCUAGACAUGGCCACCUUCCUAGCCCACAAUGACUCACAUACCUUCUUCUGCCGUCUCCAGGGCGGGGUGCACCUGCUGCACACAGGGAUGACAGGUACCAAUGUCAUGGACACCCACCUCUUGUUCCUGAGGCCUUGGUGAUGGCAUAGGUCACAUUUUGGGAGUUCAGAGGAGGCAUCCAAGGGCAAGGUCAGAUGGCAGACCAAGGUUGCUCCUCAGGGCCUCACUAGGCUUUAGGGCCCCUCCUUGGCCUUGGCUGCUUGGUUGGCUGUCACCUCUCACUCAGGGCCUCUGCUCUAUGUCCAUUCCCCUCCAGCCAGAGGCUCCCCUCUACCCCUACUUUCUGGAUGGCAGCAGGUACCCCUGAGGAUGAGGAGAAGGCCCUCACCCAGUUCACUGUUUCCAUGCUUCUCUCUAGGCAGCCUCUCUGUUAAGCCCCUCACCCUGUUUUUUUCUGUGAAGCGAAAAUGUCUGAAAAUAAAUAGGACUAUGCCA